Habropoda laboriosa is the source of this 2163-nucleotide messenger RNA. It is a transcript of the gene babo, whose product is annotated as TGF-beta receptor type-1. Gene Ontology annotation, molecular function: activin binding; ATP binding; activin receptor activity, type I. Gene Ontology annotation, cellular component: plasma membrane; activin receptor complex. Lineage: Eukaryota; Metazoa; Arthropoda; Insecta; Hymenoptera; Apidae. The record is from RefSeq and is a predicted model, not a curated record. Gene Ontology annotation, biological process: nervous system development; activin receptor signaling pathway; protein phosphorylation. The transcript has 8 exons. The coding region runs from base 416 to 1975 and encodes 519 amino acids.
GAGAGGGAAAGGGACCUCGUUAGCGCGAAUACCACGAGUUUACGAGAUGAGAGCGGGACGCGAGGAGGACGAGCGAAGGAAAAACAACGGGAGAAACGAGUAACGAAGAACCACUGUGCGUUCCGUUUGUACACGCGUGUGCGCUCGUAUGAGAGCGAGCGGCGAUCAACGGUGACAAGUGUUCCGUCGACGGGGAACUUCGCCUUAGCCCCACGUCGACAAGAAGAUGAUAUACCGGGCAUCGAGACACCGCCGUGGCUACGUCGACCGCGAUCCUCGUGCCGCCGUUUGCUGUCGUCGCCAUUGAGCUACGGCCGCUUUCGCGAAAAAUCAUUUUUUUCGCGAGAGGAACAGUGAGGCCGUGGGACGACGACGACAACCACGACGACGAGGUGGACGAAAAAGCUGAAAGAAGAUGAGAGGCGCGUGCGACGGCGGCAUAGCGAGCUUUCUCGCUCUGGCGCUCCUCUGUUUAUUCCACACGUCAUGCCUUGUGGACGGACUGUUGAAGUGUUAUUGCGAUAUUUGCGUGGAAACCAAUCACACGUGCGAAACCGAUGGCUAUUGUUUUGCUAGCACCAGCUUGGAGAACGAUGUACGCACAUACGCUAGGAGGUGUUACAAUAAGACACACUUCUUCCCGGGGCCCGAUUACUCGGUCUGGUGCAACAUGAAUAACUCGCUAAGCGGUCCAGGUGACGUGGAAUUCGUGGUCGCCUGCUGCGACCACGCUGACUUCUGCAAUCGCAACCUAAGGCCCCUUUUACCCCCUCGCGUGUCCAGAGGUGGGCCAUACUUUCGACUCGCCGAUUACCUCGGCCGAGCGCCGCCGGGUGGCGAUGUCGCGACGUGGGUCACUUGGAAAAUGGCCUUGACCAUAGCCACGCCAAUAUGCGCGAUCUGCGUGGUCGUCAUGGUCAUUUAUCACGUGCGCAUGACCAGAAGAAGGGAUGGACAUUCCGAUGACUCGCAAGAGGCACCGGAUCGACCCAUCCUGGGCGGUGUUACCAUCAGGGACAUGCUCGAAAUGACGACCAGUGGCCUGCCGCUUCUGGUACAGCGGAGUAUAGCCCGCCAGAUUCAGCUGGUGGAGACGAUCGGAAAAGGUCGCUUCGGCGAGGUCUGGCGUGGCCGUUGGAGGGGUGAAAACGUCGCGGUGAAGAUCUUCAGCUCGCGAGAAGAGAGGUCUUGGUUCAGGGAGGCCGAAAUUUAUCAGACGGUGAUGCUCAGGCACGACAAUAUCCUUGGGUUCAUCGCUGCUGAUAAUAAAGAUAAUGGCACGUGGACCCAGCUGUGGCUAAUCACGGAUUAUCACGAGAAGGGUUCGCUGUUCGAUUAUCUGAACAGAUCGACCGUGGACACGAACGGUAUGAUCAGGAUGGCCCUGUCGAUCGCCACCGGGCUAGCACAUCUUCACAUGGAGAUCGUUGGUACGCAAGGGAAGCCUGCCAUCGCGCACAGGGAUCUGAAGUCGAAAAAUAUCCUCGUGAAGACAAAUGGCACAUGCGCGAUCGGCGAUCUCGGAUUGGCCGUCAGGCAUGACGUAAUAACAGACACCGUUGAUAUCCAGCUGAAUAAUCGGGUCGGCACCAAGCGGUACAUGGCACCCGAGGUUCUCGAAGAGACGAUAAACAUGAACCACUUUGAUUCCUUCAAGAGGGCUGACGUGUACGCUCUCGGGCUGAUCCUCUGGGAGAUCGCCAGGCGAUGCAACGUCGGCGGAAUUCACGACGAAUAUCAGCUGCCGUUUUACGAUUUGGUGCCUUCCGAUCCGACGAUCGAAGAAAUGCGUAAAGUUGUGUGCACCGACAGACAGAGGCCGUCGAUACCGAAUCGGUGGCAGUCGAUCGAUGCAUUACAAGUGAUGUCGAAGGUGAUGAAGGAGUGUUGGUACCACAAUGCGGCAGCUAGACUAACCGCGCUUAGGAUUAAAAAAUCACUCGCGAACUACGGCGCGAUAGAGGACCUGAAGUGAAAGAGGCGAAUCAUGCCCCGAUCGUUGAAACGACGGGGUAAGUGGAAGUGCUCGAAAAAAACACACGUGGACACUCACUUUAAACUGUAACACUUUUAUCGCAAUAAAACUUUUUAAGUGCCGUGUUACUGCGCGCGAGAAAGAGAGAAUGGGGAAGAGAGAAAGAGUAUAUACAUAUAGGUUGAAAG